UACAUGGAUUACCUCUACACAGUGGAGACCAGCAGCACCAAGGUGUGUGUAGGGCAGCAGGACUUCACCAUGGCGACAGGGCCUAAAGAAGAACCGGUCCCCCCUGUCCAAGAGACGUCUGUCAAGAGGCUGGUGGUCGGACCUCUGGACUUACGGCUCGACAGCAGCGCCGUGCACCGCCUUCUCAAGAUGCUGGCCUGCGCCAUGGACCACGAGUACCAGCCCUACUACAAACCACAACCAGACCCAGUGGAGGUGCCCUGGGCUCCAGCCUCCCAGGAGGAGGUAUCAGUGCUGGAGGAGUUUAUCCUCUACCAGGCUGACCUGCCUCACCCUGCAGAAGGUCACUGUCACCCUCAACAUGGCUGAGUUCAACCUCCUACACACACUGAUUCCUGUCAUCAUGGGACAGAAGGCCCCACCAGGUCCGGUCAGUGUGCCAGUCUUCCAGGCGAUGAGGCCCCUGCCGGCCCUCAGGUUCCAGGUGGACAGCGUUAAUGUGGAGCACUCUGUUCCCAUGUUCGCCCCUGAGCUCAUCAACACCGUCUCCUCUCUCAGCCAGCCCUCUGAUAACCUGCUGCACCACUGUUAUACACACUGCUACCU
Messenger RNA from Oncorhynchus masou masou (cherry salmon), 606 nucleotides. Its product is annotated as intermembrane lipid transfer protein VPS13B-like. The transcript has 4 exons. The coding region runs from base 4 to 369 and encodes 121 amino acids. The record is from RefSeq and is a predicted model, not a curated record. Lineage: Eukaryota; Metazoa; Chordata; Actinopteri; Salmoniformes; Salmonidae.